GCUCGGUGCGCGCUGCUGCACUCACACACGGAUCAGUUCGGCUCGCAGCUCCGGGAUGUCGGCAGUGAAGGCGCUGCAGCAGUGGUGCCGGCUCCGGUGCGACGGCUACCGGGAUGUGUCCAUCACCAACAUGACCACGUCUUUCAGGGACGGUCUGGCUUUCUGCGCGCUCAUACACAAACACAGACCCGAUCUCAUCAACUUUGAUUCACUGAAGAAGGAAGAUGUUUAUGAGAACAACAAACUGGCGUUCAAGGUCGCGGAAGAGGAGCUGGGAAUUCCAGCGCUGUUGGAUGCAGAAGACAUGGUGGCUCUGAGGGUUCCUGACCGCCUCAGUAUCCUGACGUACGUGUCCCAGUAUUACAACUACUUCCAUGGACGCUCCCCAAUCGGUGGUAUGGGAGGAAUAAAGCGGCCAGCUGACGAUCCCACAGAGGUGCCGUCUGGGAAGAAGAACCAACCGGUGGCGGCGAAGGUGUUUCCCGCGUCUAAACCAGCCAGAGAGAACAGCCCUCCCCCCUCCUCCAACAUCACAAGGCCCGCUUCUUCCCCAAGGCAAACCAGAAACGCCACAAAGGAUGUUGAGGUUGAGAAAUCCCACCAGACGGGCACCCUGAGCAACAAAUGUGUGUCCUGCAACAAGCACGUUCACCUGGUGCAGCGACACCUAGUGGACGGGAAGCUCUACCACAGGAACUGUGCAAAAGCUUUACCUUCAAACCCAACUACAGCUUACAGAGCUUUACCCACAAACACCCCUGUUUCUAAGUUCACUCCUCUACCAGACACCACCAAAACAAACACAACUACUCCCGCUCCUACACCCUCCAAACCGGGACCAGCAUGGCUGACGGAGAAGAACAGCACCCCUCCCAGCUUCUCCACCACUUUCUCUACUCCGUCUGCUGCCCGACCUGCUUCAAAUCUCUCCUCAGCUGCCAAAGAGACACCUGUUGUCUCCAAACCCACGGCUUCACGGACUCCUGGUGAAUCUACCUUCACCACAACAACCACUUCUAUCAGCACCAGGCCCACUCCUGCUCCUCGUGCCUCCACCACGGCGGCCAAGACCCUGCAGAACAAGCUCAAGUUCUUCCAGUCGGAUAACACCGCUAAAGAAGAAGAGAAAAAGACUACGACCACUAAGAUUGACAUAAAUAAAGGGUCGAAUGUGACCAGUAAGGAGCAGGAGGUCAAACCAGGGCAGGCUGUCACUGUGGUCGUGAACGUUGGUGGUUUUGGCAGAAAAGAAGCGAAUGUGAGCUUGGAGUCAGGCGGGGAGAAAGCUAAAGCUGCUGCAGGUGCAGAUUCAAAAGCGAAAGCAUCAGCUGCAGCUUUUAUCUCAAAAAAACUGGCUGAGGAGAACAACAAUAACAACAGUAAGCCAUCGUGGACGAAUGUAGCGCUGAAGAAAACUGACAAACCUUCUGAAGUGGAGACUCCAAAGAAGGAGACAGGAGGUGUCAGAGGGAGAAAGAAGCUGAAAGCAGACCCGUCACUCCUCGCUGACCUGCAGGUUCCGACAAGAACCCGGACACCGAGCCCGGCUGGGAGGACCGGACCCGGACCAAGAGCCAGAACCCCAGACAGAGGCGUCUCAAAGCCCAGCAGUGUGUCGCUAAACACCUCAGCAUCAGAAAACGAGUCUCCUGCAGACUGGAGGUCGAUGCUCAAACCAGUCUCCAAACCUGCUGCUCCUUCCCAGUCCUCUCCUAAACCCUGGGCUAAUGGAGCACGAAAGCCUCAGACUUCAGAGCUGUCAGUCGGGCCUGCUCCAGCCUCUCAUCUCCCCAGCCCGAGCAUCUCUGUCACUCCACCAGCAUCAAAGGGAUUCUCAAAUGGUCAGAAAGACCCAACUGCAAAUGGCACCAAGUCAGAGUCAAAGACUUCCAAGACGAAACCAGACUACAUUCACAAAGAGAACAUCAUAAAGGAGCUGCAGGAGAUUGAAGAUAAUUUGAAUGAGUGGGAGAAGAGAGGAGUGGAGCUGGAGGAGAAGCUCCGCCGCAGUGAACAAGAGGGUGAAGAUGACUCUCUCAUGGAUGAGCUCAUGGUCGAGUGGUUCAACUUGAUCAGGAACAAGCAGGUGGCCAUGCGCCGGGAGUCUGAACUGGUCUACAUUGGUAGAAACCAGGACCUGGAGGAGGAGCAGCCGAGUGUGGAGCAGGAGCUCAGGAGACUGAUGGAGAAACCAGAACAUCUGAAAACAUUCUCGGACAAGAAGAGAGAAGAGCAGCUGAUGGCCAAACUGAUGGAGAUCGUCAAUGACAGAAACGCUAUAGUGGAAGGUCUGGACGAGGACAGACUCAGGGAGGAAGAGGAGGACGAGGAGCUAAACAAGAUGAUGAUGAAUUUCAACGUAAAGAAAGACAAACCUAAGAAAAAGUCUCCUAUGUCCAAACUGUUCGGUUUGGGGAAGAAGAAGGAGGGAUGAUGCUCCGCAAAACACAGCGCUGCUACUGUCUUUGAUGUUUUGUGUGUGUGUUUUCUUUUUUUUGCUGCUCUUGUUGUAGUCUUAAUGUCAGUGUACUCAGCCUGUGAUUCAUGGGAUAACAUCUGAGAGUGUGUGUGUGUGUGUGUGUUUCUGUGUGUGUGUUUCUGUGUGUGAUCUGUCAUGUUAAGCGCUUUUAGAAAAAUGCCCUUCCCUCUGUCGACUGCAUCACUCAAUAUCUGACGUUACUCCUGCCUGCCAGUGACACACACACACACACACUCUCUCUCUCUCAGUGAUGUUGAGGGGUUAAUGACUCACGCGCUGUGAUGUGAUUGGGUUCAGUGCUCCAGUUGUUAGUUUUAAUACCCUUCUAGUCUUAAUCUGUCUACUUAAUGCUCUCAAACACACACACACACACACACACACACACACACACACACACACA
This is a messenger RNA of Centropristis striata (black sea bass), 2879 nucleotides long. It is a transcript of the gene micall2b, whose product is annotated as mical-like 2b. Bases 56 to 2434 code for a protein of 792 amino acids. Lineage: Eukaryota; Metazoa; Chordata; Actinopteri; Perciformes; Serranidae. Gene Ontology annotation, molecular function: protein binding. The transcript has 16 exons. The record is from RefSeq and is a predicted model, not a curated record.